AAACCGUUGUUUCUUGCGCUGGUGCGCAGGUGUAGGAUUGAUAACAUUUCACUGCUAGCAGGGCUUGACUGCAAUGCACACAGUCGGAUGUGGGGAUGCAAAGACAGGAACAGGAGAGGCCAAGACCUCGAGGAAAUGAUACAGCAUGAGCUACUGACAGUGGCAAACAUUGGACAUGAAUGGACCUUCAAUGCUGGAGGGAGGCGCAGUAUCAUCGACAUUACAUUGAUGAAUGAUCGUGCAGUCUUAGACUUGGAACUGGAGGGAUGGCAUGUGGAUCAUACACACAACUUCUCAGAUCAUAACUAUAUUAAGUACUCAUUUGGCCAAUAUGUGCCAGGGGUGAAGUGGACAAGAAAUCUCCGCCGUGGAAGAUGGCAGGAGUUUGAGGAUGCUAUUGAAGAGGAAAUAGAACCCUCUUGGGAGGAGAAUCUUGAUAUGAAGGAGACUGUGGACAAGUUGUACUCCUGUAUGAACAAAGCACUUAAUAAUGCGUGUCCACUUCGUAAGGCACCACGACAUAAGCCACAUAGAUGGUGGAAUGAGCAACUACAACAACUCAAG
Messenger RNA from Paramuricea clavata, 564 nucleotides. The record is from the annotation of a GenBank genome assembly. NCBI's taxonomy places the organism in Eukaryota, Metazoa, Cnidaria, Anthozoa, Malacalcyonacea, Plexauridae.